AUGAAGGCACUUCUGGUUUCUGUGGCGACUCUGAUUAACUUGCUGCUCCUGAUACUGCUGGGAUCUGGCUAUUGUCAGCACAUGGCGGAUGAGUCGUGCUCUGUUCAGAUACUUGUGCCGGGUCUAAAAGGUGAAAUGGGAGAAAAGGGUGAGAAGGGUGCCCCAGGGAGACCAGGAAGAGUCGGACCACACGGGAGAGAGAGAAUGAUGGGUGAAAAGGGAAUGAAAGGAGGCAUGGGUCGCCAUGGUAAAAUCGGUCCCAUUGGUUCUAAAGGUGAAAAGGGAGAUGUUGGUAACAUGGGUCCAUCAGGUCCAAACGGAGAUCCAGGGAUACCCUGUGAGUGCGGACAGCUGAGGAAGGCUGUUGGAGAGAUGGACAUUCAGGUCACACAGCUGACAACAGAGCUGAAGUUUGUAAAAAAUGUUGUUGCUGGAGUGCGUGAGACAGACACUAAGAUCUACUUGCUGGUAAAAGAGGAGAAGAAAUACAUAGAGGCCCAGGCCUACUGUCAAGGAAGAGGUGGUACACUCAGCAUGCCCAAAGAUGAGGCAACCAACAGUCUGAUCGCUUCUUACAUUAACCAAGCUGGCCUCAGCAGGAUUUUUAUUGGCAUCAACGACCUGGAUAGAGAAGGUCACUUUGUGUAUUCUGACCGGUCUCCAUUGCAGACCUUCAACAAAUGGAGGCAAGGAGAGCCAAAUAACGCCUACGAUGAGGAGGACUGUGCUGAAAUGGUCUCUUCAGGAGGGUGGAACGAUGUUUCUUGUCUCAUUACUAUGUAUUUUAUUUGUGAGUUUGACAAAGAAAAUGUAUAA
Molecule: messenger RNA, 816 nt
Organism: Staurois parvus
Lineage: Eukaryota; Metazoa; Chordata; Amphibia; Anura; Ranidae
Source: the annotation of a GenBank genome assembly